CCAUUUGAUAAGACAAAACUCACAAAGAUUACACUUCGAAGAUGCAACGGAAUCGUGAACAGCACUUUAACAUGAUUAACGUGACAACAGUCAGAAUUGUGAUUUUGUUGUUGUAUUUGUCAACAACCUCAGCCCUUCAAUGUUACAGUUGCCAGAAUGUACCUGACAAACGUGAUUGUCGCAGACUUGUCACAUGCGGUGCACAUCAGACAUGUUACACGAACCGUGUUAUUGACGGCACCAAAACCCCUAUGUACAAUUUAGGAUGCGAAGACCAAUUUGCUUGCAGCCAACAUUCACAAAGUGCACUCGGUAAGAGAGAAGGGAAUCCUGCAUACCCGGAGUUAAGCGAUGGGAAUCCGGACCAAAAACGUAACGUACAAACAACAUGUUUCGAGUGUUGCAAUAACACAGACGCAUGCAAUUUUAAUAUUUGUGGAACAGUCACGACAACUACACGGCGAUGCCUUUCAUGCAGAGACGUUACGAAAACGGAUGAUUGUGAUCAGAUCAUGGAGUGCGCCCGAGACGAGUUUUGUUACGUCCAUAAAGGAAGCUCCCAAAAUAUUGCCUCUUUCGAAAGUCGUUAUGAUUUGGGCUGCAUGGGAGCGAUGCAAUGCAAUGCGUUGAAGUUGGUUUAUCCUAAAUCGUGUGUGGCAUGCUGUAAUCAUACCGAUUUCUGUAACUAUGACGUAUGCAACGGUUGGACACCUCCUUCGCGGCAGUUACCUACGACGUCGACAACAACAGCAACAGUCUCGACGAGGACGCCACCAAGUAUCGCAAUUAACGGUCCAAGUAAGGAUCAUUACAUGAAAAGAAUUGUACUCACGUGCGUGACCGUACCACCGGCGCAGUCAUAUACAUGGAAAUUUAACGGUAUAGUGACGUUACCAAAAGGUGUCACAGUUCACCAAGUAACGACAUAUCCUGGCAGUGUUGCUGGGUUAAGCACGCUCCUUAUUGCAAACCUUUCUGCCUCUGAAAAAGGGAUCUACACAUGUGUUGCUAAUAUUAACGGACAGACGGUUGAACGAUCACAUUCCCUUGGCAUAAUUUCAGAAAAGCCAGCCGUGCACAUAGUGAAGUCGCCAGUAACACGAUCGUUUUCUUUGCAAUGCCAAGUAACCGGAUAUCCUGUGCCUCAUAUCAGUUGGGAUUUCAUACCAGACACAGUUAGUGUACAUGGUAUUCCUCCUGGUGUGGCGGUGAAUAACGAAGUGUUAAAAUCAACAUUGUUUGUGCAACAUUACCAACCAUCCGAACAUAUGGGCACGUGGUACUGUAAGGCGUAUAACCCCGUUGGCUCUGCGAUGGCACAUAUCCAUGUACCUUAGGUAUGUGGCCGGCUGUAUUGAAAUGUAAACACAUGUGAUGUAUUAAAGAACACUAUCACUGUAGAAAAAUA
Molecule: messenger RNA, 1408 nt
Organism: Mercenaria mercenaria
Lineage: Eukaryota; Metazoa; Mollusca; Bivalvia; Venerida; Veneridae
Exons: 12
Coding region: 42-1337 (431 amino acids)
Source: RefSeq, a predicted model, not a curated record